UGGGGACAAUGCUGAAAGGAAUGACAAGGCUUAUCUCCAGGGUCCAUAAGUUGGACCAUGGAUGUUUUUUGCACACGGGGAUCCAGGCACCUCAAAGCAUAGCUACUCAUCUGGAUAACCAGGCUCCAGUUGAGAGUCCCAGAGCUAUUUCUCGCACCAAUGAGAGUGACCCGGCCAAGCAUGGAGAGCAACAUGAGGGUCAACACUAUAACGUACCCCUCCAGGAUGUGAAGAAUGUAUUUCCCCAUGGCUUGCCUCCUCGCUUUGUAAUGCAGGUGAAGACAUUCAAUGAAGCUUGCCUGAUGAUAAGGAAACCAGCCCUAGAGCUUCUGCAUUACCUGAAAAACACCAACUUUGCACAUCCAGCUGUACGAUAUAUUCUCUAUGGGGAGAAGGGAACAGGAAAAACCCUCAGUCUUUGUCAUGUUACUCAUUUCUGUGCAAAACAGGACUGGCUGAUACUGCAUAUCCCAGAUGCUCAUCGUUGGGUGAAAAAUUGUCGGAAUCUUAUGCAGUCUACCUACAACAAACAGCGCUUGGACCAACCCUUAGAGGCUUCAACCUGGCUAAAGAAUUUCAAAACUUCAAAUGAGCGCUUCCUGAGCCAGAUAAAAGUUCAAGAGAAGUAUAUCUGGAACAAGCGAGAAAGCACUGAGAAAGGCAGCCCUCUGGGAGAAGUGGUUGAACAGGGCAUAAUGCGGGUGAGGAAUGCCACAGAUGCAGUUGGGAUUGUGCUGAAAGAGUUAAGGAGGCAGAGUUCAUCAGGUAUAUUUCACCUCCUGGUGGCAGUGGAUGGAGUCAAUGCUCUCUGGGGGAGGACCACACUGAACAGAGAAGAUAAAAGCCCGAUUGCUCCAGAAGAACUAGCGCUUAUUUACAAUCUGAGAAAAAUGGUGAAAAAUGAUUGGCAUGGAGGUGCCAUUGUGUUGACCUUGAGCCAGACUGGUUCACUGUUUAAGCCCAGGGCAGCUUACCUACCCCAUGAGUUGCUGGGAAAGGAAGGAUUUGAUGCCCUGGACCCCUUUAUUCCCAUCCUGGUUUCCAACUACAACCCAAAAGAAUUUGAAAGUUGUAUUCAGUAUUAUUUGGAGAACAACUGGCUUCAGCAUGAGAAAGCUCAUACAGAUGAAGGGAAAAAGGAGCUGCUAUUUCUAAGCAACGCAAAUCCUGGGCAGCUGGAGCGUCUCUGUGCCUACCUCUAGACCAUGGUCACAUCAU
Messenger RNA from Orycteropus afer afer, 1218 nucleotides. NCBI's taxonomy places the organism in Eukaryota, Metazoa, Chordata, Mammalia, Tubulidentata, Orycteropodidae. The record is from RefSeq and is a predicted model, not a curated record.